AAACAACACACACUGCCCAUCACACACCAACAACCCAGCAAGAAGACCAACAGUAGCAAACUCAAGAGAGCAGAAUGGAUGCCCCCAACACUCACAUGAGUAUUUGACGACGAAGACUGUUUUCAAAACUUAAUUCACUGCUGCAUGUUUCACCUUGUCUUCAAUUAUGUCGUCAGAGGAAAGGGAACAAAUUUGUCGCCUUGUUGUCCACCAGGCAAGACGACUCAGGGACAAAGGUGCAGAUGGUUCGUGCAGCAGCCCCUUCGUAAAGAUGACUAGCGGCAGAGAGCGGUUCAUCACAUCGGUCGCUGACAAGUCUCCAAACCCAAAAUGGAAUGAAGAUUGUGAAUUUAAUAUUACAAAAGGAAACCCAAGCGUGGAGCUCUUGGUUUGUCAUCGAGGAAAGCUAUUGGACGAUUUCCUCGGCAUGGUAACAAUUCAUCCAAUGAGUGAGCAGGGAAAGCAAUCCAUCAGUAGGAAGUGGUACAAACUGCAGCACCGGCCAAACAAAACAAAGAAAGAUGUCAAAGAUCGCGGCGAGAUAGAUGUCUCAGUUGAAGUGCUCGAUAAUAACUUGGAAUAUCUUUGUUUGGAUGAUGUGUCGGAGGUCAUAGGUCAUUCAGUCAGGGCCAAGAGGUCAUCAACAUUGCCUGUCAUGUCACCAGGAGGUAUGAGAAGUAAAUUGACGAUGUCUCGCAUUAAAAACUACAUUGCACCCCACCGAGACGGAGGUCCACCGUCAGACUUUAUGGUACCGGAGAGAGUGAAGUCCAUCUCCAACGACAGUGGGAAGGCAUCAGACUCCUUCACGUCGGACAGCCCUACCUCUGUCAGGAGAACGGCCUCCUUUAACGCUUCAGAGAACUUUGGUUCCGAAGAAUCCAUCGAGAGUACGGGGAAGAGCCGAAAGAAAGGAUUGAGGAAAAAGAUGAAGAAUGCAUUCGGUUCUUUGAAGCGAGAAAAGACUCCACACAAAGACACAUCAGACAGUCCGUACAGCAGUGCUUCAAGUCUGCCUACAGAAGACCCUCAGCAGCAACUACCCUGUACCGACCCAUCAGCCCAACGUUCGCCUUGUGAUGAACCCUCACGCCCCCCGCCGCAACUACCCCAAGACGUGCCACGGCGGAACCGCAUUGCGUCUACUUCAGACCUACAUGCCACGCCCGUGGCAAGAGAGCCACGCCCUCUUUCUUACCCAUUGAGGUCCAUUUCGGAGGAUCACAUACCCCUGCAAGUCAUGUUCUCACAGACGGACCCACAGAGGGCGGGGCAUCAUGGUGGAGGGGGCAGUCAGCAAGGGGCAGAUUCAGGGCAAUCCUCGACGGAAGAUAUAAAAAUGCGACACUCGUUCAGAAGUGGUCUACCCUCACUUCGUAAAAGCAAUGUCUGCGUAACCUUUGACCCCUCUGCUGUGGGCGGCUACGGAACAAGAGAGGACGCAGGUGAACAGCAGAAGCCGUUACCAUCUCAGUAUAUGAACAUGACAAAAGAGGCUCUCAUUCGGCGGCUCCUACUUAAAGAGCAACUUCUACGAGAUCGGCAAAGAUACGUCCGAGAGCUUGAAGACUACACGGACAAUCUUCUACUUAAAGUCAUACUAGAGAGCCCCAGGCUGUUGGAGAGGGACUUUCACCCGAUUAAAAAGUCUUAAAGGAACACAGUGUCUUGGAUUGGUCGAGUUGGUCUUUGAAAAGCGUUUGUA
This is a messenger RNA of Asterias rubens (European starfish), 1705 nucleotides long. RefSeq names its product rab11 family-interacting protein 2-like. NCBI's taxonomy places the organism in Eukaryota, Metazoa, Echinodermata, Asteroidea, Forcipulatida, Asteriidae. Gene Ontology annotation, biological process: regulated exocytosis. Gene Ontology annotation, cellular component: intracellular membrane-bounded organelle. The record is from RefSeq and is a predicted model, not a curated record. Bases 167 to 1654 code for a protein of 495 amino acids. Gene Ontology annotation, molecular function: small GTPase binding. The transcript is spliced from 10 exons.